AUGAAUUCAAGGUGUCAAAUAGAUUUAAUUGACAUGCAGGCCCAGCCUGAUGGUAAUUAUAAGUUUAUUUUAGUCUAUCAAGACCAUUUAACUAAAUUUGUAAACUUGCGUCCUUUAUCUAAUAAACGUGCUGAGGAAGUUGCUUAUGUUUUACUGGAUAUAUUUACAACUUUUGGUGCUCCAGCUAUAUUGCAAAGCAAUAAUGGUAGAGAAUUUUCAAACAAGAUAGUAGAAAAAUUAUGUAGUAUGUGGAAAGAUUUAAAAAUAGUACAUGGUAAGCCUCGCCAUUCUCAAAGUCAAGGUUCAAAGCCAAGACAUAGAGAAUAUGUUAGGAACGUGGUUGCAAGACAAUAA
This is a messenger RNA of Macrosiphum euphorbiae (potato aphid), 354 nucleotides long. NCBI's taxonomy places the organism in Eukaryota, Metazoa, Arthropoda, Insecta, Hemiptera, Aphididae. The record is from the annotation of a GenBank genome assembly.